AUUCAUAGUCAAAUAUAAUGUCGUCCACAACGGAGGCGCUACCGCUCUACCUAACAGCGCAGUUCUUUAGGCGUGCCUUGGAGCACGGUCUGCAACAGCAGGAUCUCAAAAUCCUUGAUGUUCAACUGACAGAUCUGACGCGAGGCGGCGAGAACUACUGCAGUAAUAUAUAUAGGGCCCAUUUAAAGUACCAGACAACGGAACGGGAUCUCAUUGAGACCUCGCUCAUAGUCAAAUGUAUGCCGGCCGAGAAACAGGCAAUACUCUCCCGUCUUCACAUCUACAACAAGGAAAGCAUAUUCUACAUGCACAUCAAACCAAAACUGGAGGCGCUCAUGUGGCGUGCAAGUCCAGGCCAAGAAACCUGGUCAUUGGGGGCCAGACAUUACUUUUCAACCAUGCAGCCGGAGCAGACCAUUAUCUUUGAGGAUUUGUGCUGUGAGGGCUAUCAGCUGAAGUGUCGACAGUUGGGCCUGGACGCUGCCCAUGCUAGGCUGGUGAUGCACAAGCUGGCCGAGUAUCAUGCUCUGACCAUGGUGAUGGCCAACAAUGAGCCGCAAACGAUAAUAGAUCGUUAUCCGUUCGGAUUGCUGCACAUGGAUGCAAUCAAAUCACAGCCAUUCAAGCUGCUCUUUGGCACACAAUUGCUGAAGCUGGCGGCAUUGAUUAAUGACUGCGAAGGAUUUGGUUCGAUAACAGGCAAACUUUAUCGCUAUCAUGAGCAUUUUACGGAGCGUGUACUGAAAUCGAUUUAUCCGCUGCGUGGAGCAUUUAAUGUGCUUAACCACGGCGAUCUAUGGGUAAACAAUAUAUUCUUCAAGUACGAUGAGCAGUACAAAGUGCAGCAGGUGAAGAUUAUUGACUUUCAGCUAUGCUUCUAUGGCAGCCUGGGCUUCGAUGUCAAUUACUUUCUCAACACCAGUCUGGAGCUGGAAGUGCUCAAAAAUCAACGGCAGCAACUCAUAGAUGCCUACUCCGAUGCCCUGGUGUGCUGCCUGAAGCAGCUUCCCUGGAGCCAGCCACUCCCCACGUAUGAUGAUAUAAUGGCAGAGAUACGCGCUCGGGAGGCAUAUGGAUUUUUUGUGGCCUUUGGUUUCUUUCCGCUGAUGAGCAUGAUUGGCACUGAUUCGGAGGAUAACUCACUGAAAAAUUUUCACGAUGAGGAAUUUGCCAGACAGAAGGUGCAACUUAUGUUUGACGGCAACACACGCACUCUCGAAACUCUCAAGUUUACGCUGAAGCGCUUAGAUGACUUACAAAUCUUCGAUUAAUUGUAGUGCGAAACAGUGACAAAUUGAUAUUCAAACUUUAUCACUUUAUCACAUUUUCUAUAUUAUUUUAUAAUAUGUUAUAUUAGAAAAUCAUUUCAUCAACGAGAACAAUAAAUUAGUAUUUAUCUAACU
Molecule: messenger RNA, 1403 nt
Organism: Drosophila grimshawi
Lineage: Eukaryota; Metazoa; Arthropoda; Insecta; Diptera; Drosophilidae
Exons: 3
Coding region: 18-1271 (417 amino acids)
Source: RefSeq, a predicted model, not a curated record